GAAUUACCAUGAAGCGGGCCAUGGGAAAGGAAUACCCGAUGGGAUUGGUGGCACCUUGAAGAGAAUGGCAGAUUUGCGAGUAAGACAUGGCAAAGACAUAAUGUCAGCAAGUGCUUUUGUCGACGAAUUAGAAAGUGAAACAUCCAUCAAAUUGUACCUGAUAGGAGAUGCAAAUGCUGAAGAAGCUAAUCUAAAACAACUACAGUUGAAGCCAAUACCAGGGACUAUGAGCCUUCAUCAAAUCAUAGUCACGGCACCAGGUCAUCUUCAUUACAGAGAUGUAAGCUGCAGUUGCUCAGUCAGAAAACCAUGCAAGGGCCAUGAUGCAAAAGAUUUUCUAUUUGCACUGUCAAGACUAAGUACUAGUCAACAUCCAACUAGGAAAAGAGUCAAAAGACCAAACAAAGGUUCAUCAGAAAAACACAUUGAUGUCACUACCUCCGAUUUUGACUCAAUUCUUGCAAAGUUACAGGCUUGCUCCGAUUUUGAAUCCUUACAAGAGGAAUGCCUUUGGUUGGACUUAGAAGAAAUAGAAGGCCAGUCCAGAAGCGCGUUAGGCAACAUCCUGACUGUUGAUCAAAGGGCAUUGGACAUGUACCCCAAUGAUGUCCCUGGAGACAAGGUACUCUUCCCUACGAUUGUCAGAGCUGAUCGAGAGUGUUUGCCUUCCUCAGGCAGCAUAUUUGCCUAUGGAAUGAGGACAGAUCCAAUGAAAUGCAGGCUUGCAUAGUU
Molecule: messenger RNA, 732 nt
Organism: Haliotis rufescens (red abalone)
Lineage: Eukaryota; Metazoa; Mollusca; Gastropoda; Lepetellida; Haliotidae
Exons: 1
Coding region: 65-730 (221 amino acids)
Source: RefSeq, a predicted model, not a curated record